AUGUCCGGAUCGAUGCAUAGUCAAAAAGCCCUCAGUUGUUGCUCUUUGGGUGUCCUGAUGCGACGAAGAACGAACCUGAAGAUAUUGAUUGAUAGCAUGAAGAAACGGAAGAUGGAUUCGUGUAGCUGGUGCACAUUUUCAGAAGAGAUUUUUCUAUCAAUCUGUGACGACUUGUCCUCUGAAUAAUAGUCAAAUGCGUAACUGCUUCUGGUGCUGGCCG
Molecule: messenger RNA, 220 nt
Organism: Amoebophrya sp. A25
Lineage: Eukaryota; Dinophyceae; Syndiniales; Amoebophryaceae
Source: the annotation of a GenBank genome assembly